AUGUUCAGACUCUCUUUUUCCUACCAGAGAGCGGAGAGGAGCCGCAGAAGACAUCACCGGGGGAACAAAGCAGCUGCGGCGGCCAGUCUAGCGUUACGACGUUGGCACCGGAGGGGGGCAGGCCAGAACGGCACUCUAGAAGUGGACACGUGGCGGACUGGGGCAACAAAGCUCGGGGCGUGGAGGAGAGCCGCUGAACUGCCGCCAAGAUCGAAGUCCCUCCUGCCAGCGUCCCUGUACCAUUCUGGCGACCACGGACUGGCGCGCCGUGGGAACUGGUCGCCAGAAGCUGUUCUUGGAAGGGCUUGCUUCCUCCGGCGAGAUCGUUCAGAGCGACCCACACCCAUAGCUGACGUCAGCAGUUACGUCACUCCGAGAGUCCGCGCUGCGGCGGAGGCUUUGAAGCAGGGCCGUGGGUGUGAUACGUGUCCGUUUCAGAGGCUGUGCCGGCAGCUAAUUCGGAGCAUCUGGACGGCUUGCUGGCUUCGUACUGAGGCUGGUGGUGGCGAUCGUCAGUGCUCUAGGUCCGGGGCCACGUGCACGCCCGCUCCGCCAAUGAACUCCCGCAGGAAAGGGACGGGAGACAACGGGAUCUGGCUGUGCCAAGAACGGAAGCGGAAGGGCUGAGCACGGAGACGGUCAGCGCCUCAACGAAGCGGAAGGGGCGACAGCGGCAAGGGGAAAACGCACAGAAAAAGGGAGGAAAGCGGAGGAGAAAGCGG
Klebsormidium nitens is the source of this 722-nucleotide messenger RNA. NCBI's taxonomy places the organism in Eukaryota, Viridiplantae, Streptophyta, Klebsormidiophyceae, Klebsormidiales, Klebsormidiaceae. The record is from the annotation of a GenBank genome assembly.